AUGUCACAUUUCGAGCCUGAAGACGACAAUAUAUUCAGACACUUUUGCACCAGAUGUAACGACGCCUGGGACCUCUAUGCUGAAGGCAAACUUGACGAAGCCACUGCCAUGGCUGAAGCUAUACUCCGGGAGGAGCCGCAACCACUCUCUACUCACAAGGCCCUCUUGCACGUGCUCCUCUCUAGGUCUAAAGACAGUACCAAGGCUGUCCAGAACGCCCAAAAGGCAGUCGACCUCUAUCGGUUUAUCAUGAGGGACAGCGAAGGGGCUUCCACGUCCUCAAAUCACGUCAAGUUCCACAUUGGAAUCAACCUUAGGCGCGCGGAGGGAGAUCUCCAGUUGCUCAUCGACCAACAGCGACUAGAGAGACUCUCCAUGGUCAGCCUCGAGGAUAAGCAGUCAGAGCCGGACGAGAGUCAAGACGAGGUCAAACAAGAAGACAAUGACAGCCAAGAAGAGAUGGAUCUCGUGAGCCGAGUGCUUAUGCAACUGCCACCCAAGGCGAGAAGCCCCACACCGACUCCCACACCGACUAGUCCGACUGUCAAAAGCGAGUCCUCCACGCCGUCAUGA
Molecule: messenger RNA, 573 nt
Organism: Colletotrichum gloeosporioides
Lineage: Eukaryota; Fungi; Ascomycota; Sordariomycetes; Glomerellales; Glomerellaceae
Exons: 2
Coding region: 1-573 (190 amino acids)
Source: RefSeq, a predicted model, not a curated record